UGAGACAAUGUCUCUGAUUUGAGAUAUUUUUCAAUGGGAAAAAAGUAAAAACUCUCUAUCACAGUUGCUUCAAUUUCUGAUGUUAGUCCAACAAUGAAAUAGAGCCAACAAAAAUGAAGAGCAGGAGCCGUUUCAAUCUGUUUCUCAAGGGCCUGAUAUUCAUUGGAGUCCUUUCCUUCUGCACUGCGGUAUGUAAGGGAGGUGAGUCAUCGGAAUUUGAAUCAUUGCUGAGGUUCAUUAGAGCUGUUGAUCCUAAACAUGUAUUGAAUAUUGGCCACAAUAUGCCAUAUUCCUGCAAGCAUAAGUUGAAAGGUGUGGAAUGCAACCCCGAGGGUAAUAGCAUAACAGAAAUAAGGCUUCAAAAUCUGCAUCUUAGUGGCACACUUGAUGUAGAUUCACUAUGCAAGCUCCCGAAUCUACAAGUUGUUAGCUUAGCAAGAAACCGCAUCCGAGGAACUAUUUCUAACUCCAUAGUGCACUGCACAAGACUAGCCUAUUUGGAUCUAAGCAACAAUCUUCUGAGUGGAAGUGUGCCUAGGGCUCUGAAUAAACUGAAAUAUCAAAGGAGAUUGUACAUCUCCAACAAUUAUUUUACUAGGGACAUCCCAAGUUCGAGAGAGGAAUAUCAGCUUCAUCCACAUUUCAAGGAAUCAAAGACAUUACAGAGAUAUGGUGCCAUGGACAAAGAAGAGGCAGGGCAUCCAAUGCGGAUAAUGACAGAGUCUGGGAGCCCUAGUUCUCCUCCUAAACCUGAUGGUAAAAAGUGGUACAAGAGCAUAUUACCAGUAGUUUGUGUGAUAGGACUAUUUCUGGUGUUCAUAUUCUUUGCGGGAAGGAAGGCUGCUAAUUUAGCUACUCAGAGGGAGAUUCUGAAGUCACUUCAAGAGUACUCUACUCCGAAAUCACCUCCAGCUAAGGUUCGACAGGAAGAGAAGCCAGUAGAGAAUCAGUCAGAGCUCGUGUUCUUUGUUGAAGAGCAUGAAAGUUUCAAGUUGGAGGACCUGUUUGAAGCCACAGCAGACUUGAGAAACCAGAGUUUCUGCAGCAGCCUUUACAAGGUAAUACUCAAAAACAAUGAACUGUAUGCAGUCAAAAGGCUGAAGAAGUUGCAGGUACCCUUUGAGGAGUUUGGCCAAGCAAUGAAUCAGAUAGGGAACAUAAAGCAUCCCAACAUUCUGCCUCUUGUUGGUUACAAUUGUACCAACGACGAAAAGCUUGUGAUAUAUAAGUAUCAAAACAAUGGGAGUCUGCUAAACCUGCUUCAGGAUUACACAGAAGGAAAGAGGGAUUUCCCAUGGAGGGUGCGGCUGUCCAUAGCACAGGGAAUUGCAAGGGGCUUAGAUUUCAUAUACCAGAGGUCUGAUGAGUGCAUCCCUCAUGGGAACCUAAAGCUUUCGAACAUCCUUCUUGAUGAAAAGGAUGAACCACUGAUCAGUGAGUAUGGAAUUUCAAAGUUCUUUGACCCCCUGAAAGGAUGUGUCAUCAUCUCCAAUGGUUAUACAGCCCCGGAGAAAGAUUUAUCUGAGAAAGGCGAUGUUUAUAGUUUUGGAGUGAUUCUUCUUGAGUUACUGACUGGCAAAACUGUAGAAACAAGUGGGAUGGACCUUCCUAAGUGGGUUACUGCCAUGGUUAAGGAGGAGUGGACUGGUGAAGUCUUUGACAAGGAGGUUGCUAAAGCUGCAAAAGAGUGGGCAUUUCCUUUGCUCAACAUUGCUCUCAAGUGUGUAUCAGCAUUGCCACAAAAUCGGCCGAGUGUAGCAGAAAUUUAUAAGAAGAUUGAAGAGGUUAUGCAGGAUAAUUUGAAUACAUCAGAUUGUACUGUUGAGUGUGGAACCGAUGAAGACAACUUUUGUAUGCUUCACUCCAUCAUACCUGAGACCUGGGAUACUCCUGGAUCAAAUUAUUAGUUGAAGGUUAUACUUUCUGCAUGCAUAUUUUCGCUCUCUUUUAGAUUGGAUUGUAGAUGAUCAUAGAACCUUUUUCUCUACAUUCACCAGUAAACAAGCUAGCCAGUUGAGUAUGAAUAAUCAGUCUAGCUAUUUUAUAAUGCAAGUAAAGGCAGCAGAGGAAAUAAAAACUUAUGGACAUUUGAAGAUGUACAUCUAAUGCAAAAUAUACAAACUAUGGCCAUUUCCUUAUUAA
Messenger RNA from Rosa rugosa (rugosa rose), 2142 nucleotides. Its product is annotated as probable inactive receptor kinase At5g53320. The record is from RefSeq and is a predicted model, not a curated record. The coding region runs from base 114 to 1907 and encodes 597 amino acids. NCBI's taxonomy places the organism in Eukaryota, Viridiplantae, Streptophyta, Magnoliopsida, Rosales, Rosaceae. The transcript has 2 exons. Gene Ontology annotation, molecular function: ATP binding; protein binding; protein kinase activity. Gene Ontology annotation, biological process: protein phosphorylation.